Molecule: messenger RNA, 3363 nt
Organism: Chelmon rostratus (copperband butterflyfish)
Lineage: Eukaryota; Metazoa; Chordata; Actinopteri; Chaetodontiformes; Chaetodontidae
Product: histone H3.v1
Exons: 11
Coding region: 150-2837 (895 amino acids)
Source: RefSeq, a predicted model, not a curated record
UUGACGCCGGUCUCGGUGAUACCAGGCACCGAUUCCUCUGGAACUACCGGCCCGAUUCGGCAUUUUGCAGCCGGUGAACCACCUAAAAUGAGAGAUAAGAGGAUUUAACGGAGACUAACGAACACGCGGGGCUUGGAAAAGUCUUCGCCAUGCUCACUCGACCACUGACACUAAACGACAGUGAUGACAAGGGGCGGGGCCUGGUAGCAGUGACUCCGCCUCCUGUUCUCCCAUUGGCUGAACAGGAUGGUAAAGACGGUGAUGAUGAAACAGGAGCUCUCUCUUCUCCUGUGCCUCCUUGGAGCUCCUCCUCCUCCUCAACUUCACCUUCCUCUCCUCCUCCUCCUCCCUGUGCUUCUUCCUCCUCUACUCCUUCUCUAACUCCUCCUCCCCCCUCCUUCUUUUCCUCUCCUUUCACUCCACCACCUCCUCCUCUCAAUUCUACAUCUUUCACCAUUCCUCUUCCUGUGUCCUUCCUGUCUCCUCCUCCUCCUCCUCCUCCUCCGGUUGCUCCUUCUCCUCUUUCCUCUGCUCCCUCCACUUGCCCUUCUCCUCUUCCUCCCGUCUUUGUGACUCCUUGUACUCCUACCUUUUCCCGCUUUUCUCCUCUUUCAUCCUCUUCUCUCAUCACUCCAUCCCUUUUCCCCUUACCUGCUGCUCCUCCUUGUGUCUCUUCUAGUCCUUUUAUUUCACCUUCUCCUCCUCCUUUAGCUCCCAGUCCCCACUGUCCUCCUCCUCCUUUCCCUUCUUCUUCGUCCACCACUCCUCCUAUCUCCAUUAUUCCUGCUCCUUCUUCUGUUUGUUCUUCCUCUUCUUCCCAUUUGUCACCUCUUAAUUCAUCUUCUUCUUCGUUUCCUCGAUCCCUCUAUCCUUCACCUUCUUCUGUCCAUACUCCACCUCCUGCGUCUCCUUUUGUCUCUUCUUCACAUAUACCUCCUCCUUCUCCCCAUGAUUCUCACCCUUUUUCUCAUGCUCCUACUCCUCUUUAUCACCACUCCUCUCUCAUUACUCCACCUCCCCCCUCUCCUGUCUUUUAUGCUCCUUGUACUCCUCAUACUUCUGCUAUUUGUUCUCCUCUUUCUUCUUCCUCUCCUACUGUCCCUAAAUCCCUCCCAUCUCCACCUCCUCCUUCUACAGUUCAUUCUCUUAUUCCUCCUACUCCUCCUCCCUGCUGCCCCUGCUCCUCCCUCCUGCCUCGCCUCCUCUCAGCUCACCGGUUGGAGGUGCGGCGCCUUCUGCGAGGGGCUCUGUCCUCCCUUGGUCGUCGUCUGGACUCUCUGGAGAGGAGGAGCAGGAGGAGAAUAAGGAAGAAUAGGAGCAGACAGAGAGGGGGAGGAGGAGAAGAAGGAGGAGCAGCCUGCUCUCCUGGUUCAUCUUUCUUCCCCUUCAGCUCCGCCUCCUCGUCUAGCCCCGCCCGCCUCCCAGCUGUUACCACCUCCUCUUCGUCAUCAUCCUCAUCAUCAGACAGCGAGGACUCACCCACGCCUCCUCUUUCAUCGAGUUCGAGCCAGUCAGAACAGAGGAGGAGUAAGAGCAAAAGAGAGGGGGAGGGUAGAGGGAGGAAGAGGAGGAGGAAGAACCACAGAGGAACAGAGAUGAGUGUUUUUCAAGAAAACAGAGAAGAAGAAGAAGAAGAGGAGGGGAAAGAGGAGGAGGAAGAGAAUGCUGGGAGAUUUGUGGGGCGGAUGGCAGUGUCCUUCAGAGGAGGACCCGAAGAGAAGGCGCUGCUCACUCUGCACAACUUCAACCAUAGAAAACACAGAGGAAGAGAGGGGGGAGGAACGAGCCAAUCAGAGAAGGUUGUCAGUGUCGUCAUGCGGAACGGUUUCAGAGCGCCGCUGCUGCUGCACAACGUCUCCUCCUCCUCCUCCUCCGAGAACGACUUACUGCUGCGGUCGGCUCAGAGCGGUCAGACCUGCAGCCAAUCAGAACCACUCAGCCUUUUUUCCGGCCAAUGGCAUUUCUCUGACUUCACCCCUCCCCUCACCGUCUCCCCUAAUCGCAGCGCUUUCCACCUGUGGCUCCGCUCCUCUUCCUCCUUAACCCCCGCCCCCAUUCUGCGGCUUUCUCCCGUUGCCAUGGAGACGAUAUUGGAGUCAGUGAGGGGCGGGGCUUGUGGGAGUCCCUUGCGGCCUCUGAAGGACUGGACCGCCCCGCCCAGUCUCAGCAGUGACCACUGUUACAUGCGAACACCUUCACCAAGCCCACCUUUUUUCGCCCGGCGACAGCAGAGGCAGCGGACCAAUCACAACUCCCGAAGUCUCCACCUACCCAGGCAACGGCCCCUGCCCCUCCCCCUGUGUUCAACCAAUAGACAGUCUGUGCCGCUUCCCACCGGCCAAUCAGCAGCAGGCACAGAAUUUCUCACCACAAAUGGAGAGUGUCGUAAACGAGUCUCACAGAUACGAAUCCGCCGGGCGUCGCCGCGGGAGACACUGCUCACGCCAAUGGGACUGCCAAAGGUCAAAAGAUUAAAGAAGAAAGAGUUCAGUCUGGAGGAGAUUUACACUAACAAGAACUACAAAUCCCCCACCACCAACAGGAGUCUGGAGACAAUCUUUGAGGAGCCGCGGGAGAAGGACGGAGCACUGCUCCUGAUUGGCCAGCAAAGGAGGCGUAGGCUUCUCCUUUUCCCUGACUUCACUCAGCCCAGGAAGAGGAAGAGGCCUCAAGGGGCGGGACUUCCUGUUGCCCCGGUACCCAGGAAACGGACAGUGGCUCGGCGUCAUUGCCAUGGCAACAGCACAGGCGAUGAUGAGUCGGACCUGGACGUGAUGCUGGUGGAGCGACUGAGCGCGCUCGAAGACUUCCUGACACGGCAGGGUCUGGAUGUGUGAGCUGUGACAUCACACAACUGACUGAAGGCCAAAUAAACAGAGCUGCUAGCAUGCCUGCUGCUGCUGCGUUACCACGGUAACACCAUCAGCAAGUUGAUUCGAUGUAGCAGGUUUUUUACUUUUUGGAAUCUUUUUGCAGAGUACUUGAUGUUUUGUUUUUUUUAUUUUUACGAUGUAGGCUGUUUAAAAUGUGAAUUUUCUGAAAUAUUUAAUAUUUUUAACGGUUCUUUUUUUUAAGAGUGUGGAUGAUGUUUGCUGGAGAACAGGUGACCAGUCAGGAGGCCACACCCACAGUAGGGCACAGGUGGCUUUAUUUUUAUUUGAUGUUUUUUUGUUUCAUAAAAUAUAUAAAGACUUCACUGUAGUACUCUGUAGUACUCUAGCAGUGUAGUACAGCUGCUGUACUGUGUGAGUACUGCAGAUCCGAUAGCAGGUGAAGUAUUUGGAGUUUUUAAAGUGUAAUAUAUAUUUCUGCUGAAAAUUUGUAUAUUUUUGGAACAAAUAAAGUUUGUUUCUGCUCUCUGAA